UUAAGCCCCAUGUGUACCACACUGGCACACACUCUAGUUUUAUCUGGGACCGUGUGUACCUAUCAGGCCACAGCGAAGUGUCGUGUUCCUAAUGCCGUGGCUCGUCGAGGAUCGCAUUUGCCGUGCUUUCUUAUGUAUAAAUGUGUGUAAACGGUCUGUGGUAAACAAAAUCAGAGGUUGGUCCGUUAAACCACGUGUUCACAAACAGGUUAGGUUAUAAUUUCUAACAUGCUUCAGUCAGUAUCGGUUCGAACGUCUAACGAGGCUAACACUAUUUUCUCUUCAGUUUUUUGUUAAAAAGUGGAACUAAAAACUAAGAUAAUGUUCCGUAAAGGACUAUCGGAAGACGAACUUCGCAGACUUGCUGAGGAGAGUGACUUUAGUGAUAGUAGUAUGUCUGAAAGUACGUUUUAUGAUUCUGAUGCCGAUCCAGUGUACAAUGAAAAUGUUACUGAUGGUUCUUCAGACUCAUACAGUAGUGAAUAUGAGUCUCGUAGAAAAAAAGCUAAAAUUUGCAAACAAACACAAAAUUGCAAAGAAUUUACUGCAGGUUCUAGUUCUAACCAAAAGGAGGCUGAUACAAGAAGGAUAGGUAAAUUAUUUAAGAAUGCACAAAUUCGGUUUGUACUUUACUUUUUUUUUUGCUUUGUAGAAAAAGCUGAAUCUGCAAACGUUAGCCUGGAAGCUGUUAUUGACGAUGUAUCAAGAAAUAAAAUAACUGCAGGUCCUAGUUGUAUCCAAAAGGAGGCUGAUACAAGAAGGAUAGAAAAAGCUGAAUCUGCAAACGUUAGCCUGGAAGCUGUUAUUGACGAUGUUGUAUCAAGAAAUAAAAUAACAUGGAGCGAUGUGCCAAAUCCAGAUGAUCUCAAUAAGUUCGAACUAUCAUUUACUUCAGGAAUAAAUCAGGAAGAACUCGCAAAACUUACAGACCACAAACCAAUAGAUUUCUACCUACUGUUUAUCGACCGUCAAGUGCAAGAUUUGUUGGUUACUGAAACUAAUAAAUACGCCGAACAAACCAUAAUCGCUGGUAUUGUAAAUGAGUCAAUAACGAAACAUUCGCUUAUGAGUAACUGGAGACCAAUUGACAGAAAAGAAUUGCUUCGAUUUUUGGCUCUCAUUAUUUGGAUGGGGUUAGACAGAAAACCGAAACUCAGAAAUUAUUGGAGUAACAAUUUACUUUACAAAAAUGAAGUUUCUAAAAUGUGUGAAAUAAGUAGAAGUCGAUUUGAAAUAUUAUUACACUUCUUUCACAUUUCAGAUAACGAGAGCUGCCCACCUGGAAACAGACUCUACAAAAUUUCUCCUCUUGUACAAAUACUAAAUGAAAAGUUUCAGAAAAUGUGUACUCCUAGAGAAUCGUUAUGUAUUGACGAAACUAUGGUGCCAUUUCGUGGUAGACUUAGUUUUUUGCAAUACAUUCCUGGAAAAAGACACAAAUAUGGAGUCAAAUUGUUUAAACUUUGCGUCGCAGAUGGAUAUACGUACGCCGUUAAAGUGUACGGUGGAAAAGAGAUGCAACCAUCUGAAAAGUCGUUAGCAUCCAGAGUGGUGAUGGAACUUAUGCAACCGCUUCUAGAUACAGGCAGAAGUUUAUAUACUGAUAAUUUUUAUACGAGUGUUGACUUGGCUCAUGAUUUAAAUAAUAGGAAAACCCAUUUAGUCGGAACAUUACGUUCCAAUAGGAAACAUAAUCCCAAAGCGGUAGUCAAUGCAAAAUUAAAAAGAGGUGACAUGAAGUAUCUACAGAGUAAUACAAAAGUUGUUAUCGGAAAUUGGAAAGAUAAACGGGACGUUUUGUUUUUAACGACCAAGGAUAUUCCUUUGAUGAUAGAUGUUCAAACAAAACGUGGACCUGUUCCCAAACCAUCGACCAUUGUUGACUAUAAUUCUGCAAAAUCUUUUAUCGAUGUGUCGGAUCAAAAGGCUGCAUAUAAUUCCCCUGUUCGACGAAGUAUGAAGUGGUAUCGUAAAUUGGCUGUGGAAUUACUAACAAAUACCGCACUUGUGAACUCUUUAGUUCUCUACAAAUCUGUUACUGGCAAACAUCUCUAA
This is a messenger RNA of Diabrotica virgifera virgifera (western corn rootworm), 2055 nucleotides long. Its product is annotated as piggyBac transposable element-derived protein 4-like. Bases 322 to 2055 code for a protein of 577 amino acids. The record is from RefSeq and is a predicted model, not a curated record. Lineage: Eukaryota; Metazoa; Arthropoda; Insecta; Coleoptera; Chrysomelidae. The transcript is spliced from 2 exons.